Messenger RNA from Microthlaspi erraticum, 1737 nucleotides. The record is from the annotation of a GenBank genome assembly. NCBI's taxonomy places the organism in Eukaryota, Viridiplantae, Streptophyta, Magnoliopsida, Brassicales, Brassicaceae.
AUGGAAACGCAAGAUUUUCGCUUCUCGAGUCAAAUCUCUCAUUUGGCUCUCGACAUCGGAGGGACUCUGAUAAAGCUUGUUUAUUUCUCUUCAAAUGGAGAUCAUUGCGAAGAGUCUCGCGACGGAACAAGCAUCGUCGUUCGUAAUAAUGGUGGCUCCGUUUUGCAAGGGAAGCUUUGUUUCGCCAAGUUUGAGACCAGAAAGAUUGAUGAUUGUUUAGAGUUUAUUCGAUUCAAUAUUCUUCAUCAUUCCGGUGAUCAGCAUCAGAAUGGGACAGCCUGUGAUAAACUUACUGUUAAGGCCACAGGUGGUGGGGCGUUUAAGUUUGCUGAUCUCUUUAAGGAGAAACUUGGGAUUGUUUUCGAUAAAGAAGACGAGAUGCAUUGUCUUGUUGGUGGUGCAAAUUUUCUCUUAAAGACAGUCCCAAGGGAAGCUUUCACCUACUUAGAUGGCCAGAAGGAGUUCGUUGAAAUCGACCAUAAUGAUUUGUAUCCAUACCUCCUUGUUAACAUCGGCUCUGGUGUUAGCAUGAUCAAGGUUGAUGGAGAUGGGGAAUACGAGCGAAUAAGUGGAACAAGCCUUGGUGGUGGCACAUUCUUAGGUCUUGGAAAGCUUUUAACAAAAUGCAAGAGUUUCGAUGAGCUUCUUGAGUUAAGUCACCAUGGAAACAACAGAGUCAUUGACAUGCUUGUGGGAGAUAUCUACGGUGGAACAGACUAUUCAAAGAUUGGUCUCUCCUCUACUGCGAUCGCUUCCAGCUUCGGGAAAGCGAUUUCUGAUGGCAAAGAGCUCGAAGAUUACCAGCCAGAAGACGUUGCAAGAUCGCUUCUAAGAAUGAUAUCAAACAACAUCGGUCAGAUUGCUUACUUGAAUGCUCUCAGAUUCGACCUUAAGCGUAUCUUCUUUGGUGGAUUUUUCAUCCGUGGUCUCGAGUACACCAUGGACACAAUCUCUGUAGCUGUCCACUUCUGGUCAAGAGGUGAAGCUAAAGCAAUGUUCUUGACACACGAAGGGUUUCUUGGAGCUUUAGGAGCAUUCGCUAGCUACAACAAAACACAGAGCCAUGACACCAACGACUUGAAACCGCAUCAUCAUCAUCACCAUACUGUGCAGCAAAGAGAAGAAACUUUUAACUGUUCAGGUGAAAUCUCCGUUCUCACAUCCUUCGACUCGAUUGUUCCCGAUCAGCUCGUUUUUCAAAUUGGGAACAAAAUGGUUUAUCACUCGAGCUUUGUGGAAGAAGAAGGCAUAACAAAGGCAUGUGGUUGUCCUUUACUUCCUCUCAAGAGCCAUAUAAAGGGUCCUGCACCUGUGUCAGAACAAGAUAGAACGGAUAUUGUGGACGAAGCAAUCACCUUCUUCCGCGCGAACGUCUUCUUCACCAACUUCGAUAUCAAAAGUCCUGCUGAUAAGCUCCUCAUCUACUUGACGUUCUACAUAAACGUGGCGUUGAAGCGGCUCGAAGGCUGUAGAACGUUGGCCGUAGGAACGAAAGCGAUUAUCAACUUGGGUUUGGAAGACAUCCCUGUCCCUGGAGAAGCUGAGUUUCCUUUUCCCGGUCUCUUUCCUCUUCCUCAGUCCAAUGAAGAAGCAGAUCUUUUCAGGAACUAUCUGAAGCAGGUUCGUGAGGAGACGAGUGGGAGGCUACUUAGUGUAGCGUAUAGAGCCAAUGGGACACCAAACAAAUGGUGGCUUGCUUUUGCCAAGAGGAAAUUCAUGAACGUUGUUGUCCUCUAA